Juglans regia (Persian walnut) is the source of this 2507-nucleotide messenger RNA. RefSeq names its product subtilisin-like protease SBT5.6. Lineage: Eukaryota; Viridiplantae; Streptophyta; Magnoliopsida; Fagales; Juglandaceae. The record is from RefSeq and is a predicted model, not a curated record. The transcript has 9 exons. Gene Ontology annotation, molecular function: serine-type endopeptidase activity. The coding region runs from base 1 to 2337 and encodes 778 amino acids. Gene Ontology annotation, biological process: proteolysis.
AUGAGAUUCUCCAUUAUCUCUAUCAUCCUCCUCCUCCUCCUCCCUUUCCUAGCCUCAUGUGUACAAAAACAGGUUUACAUAGUGUACUUUGGAGACCACAGUGGAGAAAAAGCAUUGCAUGAGAUUGAAGAAACUCAUCAUUCAUAUCUGCUCUCUGUGAAAAACACUGAGGAAGAAGCCAGAGCUUCUCUCCUUUACAGCUACAAGCACAGCAUCAAUGGCUUCGCAGCAGUGCUCACACCCGAAGAAGCCACAAAGCUAUCCGAUUUGGAAGAAGUGGUAUCGGUUUCCCGGAGCGACCCAAAAAAGUAUUCUUUGCACACGACAAGGUCAUGGGAGUUCGUAGGAUUAGAAGAGGGAGAAAGAAAGCAGUCGUGGUGGAAGGGAUCAGGAGAUCACGUAUUGUCCAAGGCCAGAUAUGGACAAGAUGUCAUAGUUGGGGUCCUGGAUAGUGGAGUGUGGCCAGAAUCAAAGAGUUUCAGUGAUGAAGGGAUGGGCCCCAUACCAAAAUCAUGGAAGGGAAUCUGUCAGACUGGUGUUGCCUUUAACUCAUCCCAUUGUAAUAGGAAACUCAUUGGAGCUCGGUACUAUCUCAAGGCUUAUGAGAUAUACUCCGGCCCUCUAAACACCACCGAGGAUUACCGGUCAGCCCGCGACAAAGAUGGCCACGGGACACACACUGCCUCAACAGUUGGAGGCCGAAUGGUCCCCAAUGCCUCGGCCAUUGGAGGCUUCGCUCUUGGCACUGCCUCUGGCGGAGCACCACUCGUCCGCCUCGCCAUAUACAAAGCCUGUUGGCCAGUACCAGGCCACUCGAAAGCAGACGGGAACACAUGCUAUGAGGUAGACAUGUUAGCGGCCAUGGACGAUGCCAUUGGUGAUGGUGUCAAUGUUCUAAGCAUUUCCAUUGGGACUGAUAAACCUGUUAACUAUACGGAUGAUUACAUUGCAAUUGGAGCCCUCCAUGCCACGAAGAGAAACAUAGUAGUUUCAUGUAGUGCUGGGAACUCGGGCCCUACACCUUCAACUUUAUCAAACAUUGCUCCAUGGAUCAUCACCGUUGGUGCUAGUAGCGUGGACCGCGAGUUUGUCUCUCCUGUUGUGUUGGGAAAUGGUCUGAGAAUUGAGGGGCAAGCUGUGGCUCCAUCUAAGCUGGACAACAAGUUGUACCCAUUAGUAUACGCAGCAGAUAUUGCUAAUCCAAACAUGACCAAAGACGCUCUAGGACAAUGCCUCCCCGACUCUCUUUCACCUGAGAAGGCCAAGGGAAAGAUAGUGUUGUGCAUGAGAGGUCUUGGGACAAGAGUUGGAAAAGGCUUCGAAGUGAAGAGGGCUGGUGGUGCUGGUCUUAUCCUUGGAAACAUUCAGGCUGCCGGCGGCGAGUUACCAUGUGAUGCUCACGUGCUUCCUGCCUCUGCAGUGGCUUAUAAUGAUGCAGUUAGAAUCCUUGGAUACAUCAACUCUACAGAGAAUCCAAAGGCGAUCAUCAUACCAGGAAGGACAGUGCUGCAUACCAAGCCAGCACCAUUCAUGGCUGCCUUCACUAGUAGAGGUCCAAAUGUCAUUGACCUUAAUAUUCUCAAGCCUGACAUCACAGCUCCAGGACUGAAUAUACUGGCAGCAUGGAGCGAGGGCGAUGCUCCUACAAAGUUGGCAGAAGAUAAACGAAUUGUCAAGUACAAUAUUUUGUCUGGGACUUCAAUGGCAUGCCCUCAUGUGACUGGUGCAGCUGCACUUCUCAAAGCCAUCCACCCUACUUGGAGCAGCGCUGCAAUAAGAUCAGCCCUUAUGACCACAGCCAAGUUGACGAACAACGUAGGAUUGCCAUUGAGCGAUCACUCCGGCAAUCAUGCUACUCCCUUUGCAUAUGGCUCCGGCCACUUCAGCCCCACAAAAGCAGCAGACCCUGGCCUAGUGUACAAUGCCUCGCACUCCGAUUACCUUCACUACCUCUGCACCUUUGGGUCAAUCAGCAAAAUUUAUCCAAAAUUCAAGUGUCCCAAAUCGCCACUAGCCGCAAUGAACCUCAACUACCCGUCCCUAGCAAUCCCCAAUCUCGAUGGCGCCGUGACCGUUACAAGAACAGUCACAAACGUUGGUGGAAGUAAGAGCGUAUACUUCUUUACUGCAAGACCGCCAUUGGGAUUCUCCAUAAGGGCCUCCCCAAGUAUUUUGUUCUUUGAUCAUGUUGGCCAGAAGAAGAGCUUCACCAUCACAGUUAAUGUAAGAAGCGAGAUGCUAAGCACGCUUAACAAGGAUGAGUAUUCUUUUGGGUGGUAUACUUGGACCGACGGACUCCAUGUUGUGAGAAGUCCAAUGGCAGUAUCUUUAGCAUAGUUAUAAUUUCAUGGUGAUUUAUGUUCCUUUGUGCUUUAUACAGUUCCAAGAUUAUAGGGAUGCAGAUAGAAGAAAUAAGGCAAUUAUUCAUAUAUACUUCAAGUACUACAGUUCUCGGCCAAGUGUUAAGGCUUGGCCGUUUUAAAUUUUCUAGGAUUAAAAACAUGACA